Penicillium soppii is the source of this 1740-nucleotide messenger RNA. Its product is annotated as phytoene synthase. The transcript is spliced from 7 exons. Gene Ontology annotation, biological process: biosynthetic process. Gene Ontology annotation, molecular function: geranylgeranyl diphosphate synthase activity; intramolecular lyase activity. The coding region runs from base 1 to 1740 and encodes 579 amino acids. NCBI's taxonomy places the organism in Eukaryota, Fungi, Ascomycota, Eurotiomycetes, Eurotiales, Aspergillaceae. The record is from RefSeq and is a predicted model, not a curated record.
AUGGGGCUUGAUUAUUUUUUCAUGCAUGCAAAAUAUAACAUACCGCCAGCAUUGGCUAUCACAAUAUUCUACGGUCCAUUUUUCACACGCACAGAUAUCCAAAAGAUCUUGAUACUUUCGGUGAUAGCUGUCAUCUGGACAACUCCAUGGGAUUCGUUCCUCAUUCAUACUCGCGUAUGGACAUAUCCUACCGACUCCAUUGUCGGAUACACUCUUUUCAAUAUACCACUCGAGGAGGUAUUCUUUUUUAUCAUCCAAACGUAUAACACCAGCAUACUCUACAUUUUGCUUGGACCGUUUGGCCACCCAGACCACAUCAGCCUGAUAUUAUGGAGAGAUGUUGGUACCGUUUUCUUUUCAGGAGCGGCAGCUCUGGGAAUGAUGUGUAUCUAUUACGGUGGGCUAUACACGUAUAUGGGCUUGAUUCUCACCUGGGUGUCCCCAAUCAUGCUCCUCCAAUGGCUCUUGACAUAUCGCUUUUUGCUGGCCCUUCCGCUUGUCAACACUUUGGUUCCUAUCCUCCUACCGACCACAUACCUUUGGUUGGUGGAUACAGUUGCCCUCAGGAAAGGUACAUGGAUUAUAGAGCCAGGAACUAAAUUAGGUAUCCAGAUCUGGUCUGGUCUAGAGAUAGAAGAGGCACUCUUCUUUUUUGUGACUAAUCUUAUGAUUGUUUUCGGCCUUGUUGCAAUUGACAACGCAAUUGCGCUGCAUGAGUACAUGGUAUUUACGUCCACCAGUCCUGUUGGCGAAUCGCCUUCAAUCGCCAGUCUCAUUUUACCAUUUGUCAACGAUAAUCGGCAAUACGACCUUGAUUUACUCCAGAAUUUUUCCCAGGCUGUUUCAAUUCUGCAAAAUAAAAGUCAGAGUAUGUGGUUGGGGAGCACGACCUUUGAAGGCCAGCUACGAAUGGACCUGAUUGCAUUGUAUUCGUUCUGUCGCAAGGCGGAUGAUUUGAUUGAUGAUGCACCUGACCGUGAGAUUGCAAAGUAUUGGAUCAAGGAAUGUGCCAGAUCGUUGAAUGUGAGGUUUGAUUCCGUUGGAACGAAAACCGAGGACCCAACUGCCUAUCUCAGAUUGACGGAAUGGAUUCCAGCCCCAUUGUAUGGCCCGCUCUAUAUACUGCCAGUAUCCCGGCUCUUGAGGGAACCACUUUUCUGCCUCCUUGAAGGGUUCAAAACAGAUUUGGAAUUUGAUAUCAAAAGGAACCAAUUCCCCAUUGCAACGGAGAGAGACUUGGAGCUAUACGCCUACCGUGUAGCUGGUACUAUCGCAGAACUUCUUCUCGAUAUGGCUUUUCGUCAAUAUUCACCCACCAUUGAUGAUGCCGACCGUUUUCAAAUUAUAUCCUCUGGAGAACGCAUGGGUCAAGCUCUGCAGUAUGUGAAUAUUGCACGUGACAUUGUGCAGGAUGCUUCCAUAGACAGAGUCUAUAUUCCAACAUCAUGGCUCUCUGAUGUGGAGCUUACACCCUCACUGGUGGUCAAGAAUCCCAACGACCCCAGAAUUGCUAUUCUUCGAAGACGACUUCUUGAUAAGGCAGAUACCUGUUACAGAGGGUCACAAGCCUCGAUUGAUAGGCUCCCGUCAAAUGUCAGAGGCCCUAUUCGAGCAAUCGUGAUGAGUUACAUGGAAAUAGGGCAUGUCAUCAGAGAAAAUGAAGGAAAAGCCGGGAACGAGAGACUGAAAGUGUCAUUCUGGAGAAGAGCUAAGGUUGCAUGGUUGGCGAUGGCCUUGUAG